Topomyia yanbarensis is the source of this 3972-nucleotide messenger RNA. RefSeq lists its product as uncharacterized. The coding region runs from base 1 to 3972 and encodes 1323 amino acids. The record is from RefSeq and is a predicted model, not a curated record. The transcript is spliced from 2 exons. Gene Ontology annotation, biological process: DNA integration; proteolysis. Lineage: Eukaryota; Metazoa; Arthropoda; Insecta; Diptera; Culicidae. Gene Ontology annotation, molecular function: nucleic acid binding; aspartic-type endopeptidase activity.
AUGGCGACAGGUAACAAUGGCGAACAGUCCGGCAUCGUGAAAGCCGAAAAUGAUGACGCCAAAGAACCAACGGUUAUCGCCAAAAUUAACUUCCCGGAUUUUGAUCCCGAUGACAUUGAGACCUGGUUCAUAUGUCUCGAAGCAGCAUUUAGCGUGAAUUCUAUUAAAAACGAUAAAUUCAAGUUUAAUGCAGUGAUUGUUGCUCUCGGCUCGCGCGCUAAAUUCGUACAUUCCGUUAUAGCAAGGUGCAAUGAAGCCAACGCUAACGAUAGGUAUGAUGUCCUCAAAUCUGCCGUAAUAGCACAUUUCCGACCGUCGGAAACGUUACGUUUGACCAGCCUCCUAUCAGGAAUAUCGCUGGGAGACCAAAAGCCGAGCGUCCUUCUAUCUGAGAUGCGCCGCUUGGGCGGAGCUGGUUGCACCGACAAUGUGCUCUCGAAUCUGUGGCUGCGAGCCCUUCCCAACACAGCUCGAUCCAUAAUCGCUGCCAUGCCUACGGCCACACUCGACGAGCAAGCAAAAGUAGCUGACAAAAUUUUAGAAGCGCCUCGUGAGCAAAUCUCUGCUGUACAGCCAUUCGAAGCACCAACCACAUCGUCAAUCGAGCAGAAAAUCGAAGCCCUUUCGCGCCGCCUGGAUGAAGCACUAUCAGGAAAUUUUCGUGGACGAGAUCGACACAAUAGCCGUCCGCGCACUCGUUCAUUCAGUCGACGCGAUGGAACACCAGCAAGAAGUAAGACGCCACGUCGAUGGAUUUGCUGGUUUCACUAUCGUCACGGUGCGCAAGCUCGAAAGUGCGAGAAGAAUAAAGGUCUACACACGACCGAGAGAAGAUUAGAGCAAGACGCCAAUAAGAAUAAACCACCCGCAUCUAUCAGCGAACCCAUCCUCGACCUGAAGACCAGCAGUAUCCCGAGCAAAUCAGCAAACGUCCAGCGAAUUCACAUACACGACCUGAAAACGUCAAAUCGAUACCUCAUCGACACCGGAGCAGAUAUAUCUGUCAUACCACCCUCAGCAAGAGAACGUCUCAACCCAACUGCAUCACACCAGCUUUUCGCCGCUAAUGGUACCGCCAUUCAGACAUACGGCACCAAACGUCUAACCGUAGAACUUGGCCUACGAAGACCAUUCGUAUGGGUUUUCGUCAUCGCUGAUGUGAAAUCGCCUAUCAUUGGUGCGGAUUUUCUAAAACACUACGAUCUACUCGUGGAUCUACGGAGAAACAAGUUGAUCGAUAACACUACCCGAUUGGAAAUUGAAAACAUCAAUGCAUCAUCGGAACCAACUAUCACCACGUUCGACACGAAUUCACCUUUCGCCGAGAUUCUCGCAGAAUAUCAAGAUAUCACUAUCCUGAAUAUAAAGCACAAACCAACAACAGCAAGCACCGUGCACCAGAUCAUCACUACCGGCCAACCUGUAUUUUGCCGACCGCGCCGGCUACCUUUGGAUAAACUGAAGGAAGCAAAGGCUGAGUUCCAGUUCCUCAUUGAACAGGGGAUUUGUCAACCCUCAAAAAGCAGCUGGGCCAGCCCGCUGCAUUUAGUUAAAAAAUCAAAUGGCAAGUGGCGACCAUGUGGUGAUUACCGCAAUCUGAAUGCCAUCACUGUUCCAGAUCGGUACCCCGUGCCAUACAUUCAAGAUUUUUCUAGCAUCUUACACGGUAAGCAAAUAUUCUCGUGCAUAGAUUUACAGCGUGCAUACCACCAAAUCCCAGUUGCGCCAGAUGAUAUUCCGAAGACAGCAAUCACAACCCCUUUUGGGCUUUUUGAGUUUAAAUAUAUGACCUUCGGAUUGCGCAAUGCAGGUCAAACUCUCCAAAGGCAUCUACACGCCAUAUUAGGUGACCUUGAUUUUGUUUAUCCCUACAUCGACGACCUGUGCAUAGCAUCAGAUAACGUGGACCAACACAAGCAACAUCUUCGUACGGUGUUCGAGCGAUUGAGACAAAAUGGACUUGUCAUCAAUGCAGCAAAAUGCCAGAUUGGCAAACCUACCGUUGAGUUUCUGGGCCAUCUAAUUACGCCGGAGGGAAUCAAGCCGACACCCAGCAAAGUGCAAGCCAUCCUGGAUUUUCCGAGACCAACAAUCGCCAAGCAGCUAAAAAGAUUCCUCGGUACAAUUAAUUUUUAUAGACGCUUUAUCCCACGAGCAGCAGUAAAUCAGCAAAUUCUGCAGGCAAUGAUCGCUGGAAAUACUCGCAACGACACCACCAUCCUUGUGUGGGACGAAGCAGCAAACACAACAUUCGAACAAUGCAAGCAGGAUUUAGCAAAUGCAACCCUUCUUGCUCAUCCUUCUUCAGAAGCAAAACUAGCCCUGGACGUCGACGCUUCGGGCACAGCCAUCGGGGCAGUUUUACACCAGAUCACGAAAAAUGGCCCUGAACCCCUUGCUUUCUUUUCUCGCAAGUUGAAUGAGAGCCAACGGAAAGCCAGCACCUACGACAGAGAGCUGAUUGCAAUGUAUGAAGCCAUCAAACAUUUUCGAGACACAAUACAAGCCCGUGAAGUGUGUGUCUACACAGAUCAUAAGCCACUUAUCACCGCUUUUCAUCAGCGCCCUGAGAAGGCAAGCCCAACACAACAACGCCGACUCAGCUUUAUUAGUGAGUAUACCACAGACAUUAGGCAUGUAUCUGGCGAAGCAAAUAAAGUCGCCGACAUGCUAAGUCGCAUUGACUCUAUCACCACUACGGAAGCGAUCGAUUACGAUCGUAUGGCUGAGCUCCAGAAAUCUGAUCCCGAGCUGAAGGAAUUUUUACUCAAUCCACCAAGCAACACAUCGGUAAAGCUGAAGUUACUGAAAUCAGCAUUAGCAUCCACACCAAUACACUGCGACGUCUCCACGGAAGCCAUCCGCCCGUUCGUGCCGAAGGAUUUUCGACGGAGAAUUUUGGCCAAACUGCAUGGUAUAUCGCACCCUGGAAUUCGUGCUACUACUCGCAUCGUCUCGGAUCGAUUCAUUUGGCCUUCGCUUCGCCGUGACUGCAAGCAGUUCGUCACUCAUUGUAUUCCUUGCCAAAAAACAAAAAUUCAACGGCACAACAGAACACCGAUAUCCAGAAUAAUCGUGCCAGAUACCCGUUUCACACACAUCCAUAUGGAUCUCAUCGGUCCCCUUCCACCGUCGGAACAAAAUAUGUAUUGUCUCACGAUCAUCGAUAAAUUCACACGAUGGCCUGAGAUAGUACCACUACCGAACAUGACAGCUCUCACAGUAGCUCGUGCCUUUAUCAACGUUUGGAUCGCACGGUUCGGUGUCCCGACAAAUGUGACUACUGAUUGUGGUAGGCAGUUCGAAUCAGAACUGUUUCGCACACUAACAAGGAUGCUCGGAAUUACACAUUUACGUACAACGCCUUAUCACCCGCAGGCAAACGGUCAAAUUGAGCGAACACACCGUCAGCUCAAAUCAUCGAUCAUGUGCCAUCAACAUUCUCGUUGGACCGAAAUUCUUCCCAUCGUACUUCUUGGGAUCCGGUCGUCGCUGAAGGAGGAUCUGCAAGCAACAGCCGCUGAGCUUACAUACGGUACAUCACUGAGACUGCCAGGUGAAUUCUUCAUCUCCGACAGCUGUAAAAAACCAACGCCAGAGUUUGUCACCGACCUGAAGGCAACGAUGUCAAAACUACGACCAACGCAAACCACCAACCACUCCAACCAGAACGCCUUCGUACAAAAGCACUUGUCUACAUGCAGCCAUGUCUUUGUGAAGGUGGGAGCUAUCAAACCACCCCUUACACAACCCUAUGAUGGACCAUAUCGGGUGAUUCGCCGAAGGAAAAAAGUUUUCAUAGUGGAUGUAAACGGUAAGUCCACUGUGAUAUCGAUCGAUCGUUUGAAAGCUGCCUUCACACAAGCCGACGAACAUCACCUCGAUACAAACCAGCCAGAGCCAACAGUAGAGCAGACUGCCUACACAACACGUUCAGGACGUAGAGUGAGAAUCCCCCGCCGGUAUUGGUAA